CUGAAGUUUUCUGUUGGUUUCCAGAGAAAAAAUAAAAAACGAGUUCCAAGCUUUCGCAAGUUGUUGAAAACUAGUAAAAUAAAACUUGACAACAAGUUAAAGAAUAAACAGUUUAAGCAGCAGAGUACUGCUAAGAAAUAUCGAAAAGAACAAAGAAAACUUAGACAAGCUGUCAAAGAUGUUACAUCCAGAACAUCUGUUCCUUUGGAGGAAUACAAAAACAAAAAUGCAGCUGAAAGAAAGAAGGAAGAGGAGGAAGAGGAAGCUCUUCCACUGGAUAUGAUGGACGAAGAUGACCUGAAAUUAAUGGAAGAUUUGGCUCAAAAAGCAUCAUUUUUAACAAGAGACAUUUCUUCUAGUGAGCCUGUUCAUGCCAAGAAACGAAAACAGGAAAAUGUGAUUGACAGAUAUGAGAAAAUGCCAAGGCGCAUGCAGACUGAGCCAGAAAAAGAAAUUAUUCACCUGCUUCCUAUCAAAGACAAAAGUGGUAUUAUUCCACAAACAAUGGAAAAACCAGUUGUCAGUGUUGCACAGAAUGAAGAGGAGAAAGAUACAAACGAAACGGAGGUAGUAGAAGUAUCUAGGAGAGAACCCCAGCCUGUGCUCACUACAGAGGAACUUCUAAUUCAAAGGAGAAUGAAGCUGCAGGAAAAGAAGAUACACAUUGCAGCCUUAGCAGCUGCCAUUUUGUCUGACCCAGAAAACAAUAUAAAGAAGCUGAAAGAGUUGCGUGCCAUGCUAAUGGAACAGGACCCCAAUGUGGCUGUGAUUAUUCGGAAGCUAGUGAUGGUUUCGCUGAUGGAAAUAUUCAAAGAUAUUACUCCUUCUUAUAAAAUUCGGCCUCUGACUGAAGCAGAAAAACAUACCAAGGUUAAAAAAGAAACUCAGAAACUAAGAGAGUUUGAAGAAGGCCUUGUGAGCCAGUACAAAUUUUACUUGGAAAAUCUGGAACAAACAGUUAAAGAUUGGAAGCAAAGGAAGCUGAAGAAAAGUAACGUAAUCUCAUUAAAAGCGUAUAAAGGUCUGGCAGAGAUUGCAAUCAAGUGUCUGUGUGAGCUUCUUGUGGCGCUACCUCACUUCAAUUUCCACAAUAACAUUAUUGUGCUGAUUGUACCUCUCAUGAAUGACACAUCAAAAUUGAUUUCUGAAAUGUGUUGUGAAGCUGUAAGGAAGCUCUUUAAACAAGACAAACUGGGCUCUGUUUCUCUGGGUGUCGUUAAAGUGAUUUCCAGCCUUGUAAAGAGUAGAAAUUAUGAUGUUAGACCUGAGGUGCUAAAAAUAUUCCUUCACCUAAGAAUUAAAGAAGUAGAAGUAAAAAAAGACACAGAAGACAUAACUGCAAAUAAAAAGUUCAUGUCCUAUAAGGAGAAAAGGAAAAAUCUUUCAAGGAUGCAAAGAAAGUGGAAGAAAGCAGAAGAGAAGUUGGAACGAGAACUCUUGGAAGCAGAAGCCUCAGAGAGUAAAGAAAAAAAAUUGAAAUUGCAUACAGAGAUGCUGAAUAUUGUAUUUUUAACUUACUUCAGAAUACUGAAGAAGGUACAGAAAUCCCCUCUUUUGCCUGCAGUUCUGGAAGGUCUUGCAAAGUUUGCCCAUCUCAUAAAUGUAGAUUUUUUUGAUGACCUGUUGGUGGUUCUACAUUCUCUCAUUGCAUCUCGGGAUCUAAGCUAUCGGGAGAGCCUUCAUUGUGUUCUCACCGCUUUUCAUAUUUUGUCUGGCCAAGGUGAUGUCCUCAACAUUGACCCUUCAAAGUUCUACACUCACCUUUAUAGGACACUAUUUAGACUACAUGCAGGAGCUACAAAUGAUGAUAUGGUGAUCGUGCUUCAGUGCCUGGAUGUAAUGCUUACCAAACGCAGGAAACAGGUUUCUCAGCAACGAGCCCUCGCUUUCAUAAAGCGACUUUCCACACUUGCUCUCCACGUCCUUCCAAAUUCCAGUGUUGGGAUCUUGGCAACCAACAGAAUAUUGAUGCAAAUGUUCCCAAAAACAGACCUCCUGCUAGACAAUGAGGCUCAAGGUAGUGGACUUUAUCUCCCAGAACUGGAUGAGCCAGAGUGUUGCAAUGCUCAGAACACAGCUCUUUGGGAAUUACAUGAGUUACGGAGACACUAUCAUCCAACAGUGCAGAAAUUUGCAGAUCACCUUAUUGCUGGAGCUCCAACUGAAGGUUCAGAAGCUCUCAAACCUGAUUUGAGUCGAAGGUCUGGUGCAGAACUUUUUGAGACCUAUAAUAUGAAAGGAAUGACUUUUAACCCUCCUGUUGCAUCAGUUACACCUAGAAAAAAGGAUAAAUUUUUACAAGCGGAUUCAUUUCUCAAUGAAGAUUUAAAGGAAUUGAUUCAGACACAUCUCAAAGAGGCUGCUGUUCACAGACCCUUGGAUUUUGCUAAACACUUAAAGGAAUCAUCCCUAUCAUAAGUAUUACAACACAGUGCAAUUGACUUAAUUGGGGAGGAUGGGCUGGAGCAGAAUAGAAGAAAGAAUUUGUUACCCAUCAUCUUUAUAGGAAUUCAGAUAAAGUCCUAUUAUGGAAAGAUGAAAAAGCAUGUUAACCAGAACCCAUUGAUUAAGUAAGCUGUAUUUUCACAGGAAUCAUGCUGAACUGUAACAAAAGUAACUUCUGGAAGUAUAAAAACUCGAAGGCAGGUGAUUUUAAAAUGGGUUGAGACAUGUAUAUUAUUGCAAUAUUAUUUACAUAAAUAUAUAUUUUGCAAGAGUUGAAUUGGUUUAUGUUUGUUGACAACUGAAUGCAUAUUUCGGGAAGUGCUCACACAGCACACAGGAUUGAGUUCUUUGAUGCUUAUUUUGAGACAUCUGGAGCUUUGGCAUCCCUAGAGUAAUAACUUGAACUGUUUUCUUGUCUAACUAACCCUAUCUGUUAAUUUCUCUUUUAAAUGAUUUUCUUUCAGUGAUAUCCUUUUGUUACUUACUGAUCCAUAAAAGGUAUUUCAGAAUUGGGCAUAUGAAAUGUCACUGAAUGGGCAAUACCUUACAUGAACCAGCACUGUUGAAGAAAUUCAGAGUGAUUUUUUUUUUGUCUUACUAGUCUUAUUAGUACUCCUCCCUGGCCUUUAGUUGGUUACCUUAGAACAAGGUAUGUUCUGUUGCCAUUUUAAUGUUGGCUUUAUGAGACCUCUCACUUCACUUCACAUAUAAUUUUGCGUAGAACUGAUUUAAUAUGUGGUAUGCAAUGGAGUGCCUGAGAGCUCUCCACAUGGAGCAGGACCUCAUUGUGCUAGGCAUUGCACAAAUACAGAACAAUAAGGUGGAAUCUGACCUCAGCUUCUCUCACAUGGUUGGUAACCCCACAGUCCUUCAUUGUAGGGCAGAUGAGGUCUUUAGGUUGCUACCAUUAUAUAAAUGAUAAAUUAUAUAUAAUUCCUGUGUAAUCUGUUUUAAAUAUCUAACUUAAUUGUACCAGACUAUACAUUUUCAAUCAAAAUAGGUUAAAUAGUUAUAAGAAGUACGACAUAAAUGCACAAAAAUAUCACUGUUUAAGUCGGUGCUGGUGAGUCCCAAAAUUAAUAUAUUUUAAAACUUAUAUUUUCUGUACCUGAACUGUUAAAAAGGAUCUAUUGAAUGCUUCUGGCUUUGUACAAAUAUGUGUUUCUUGGUAAUUUAUAUGAUCCCCCAUCUCCAUAGCACUUCUCCUUGAGUACUUCUGUUCUUAAGUCAGAAACUUUAGAAAGUGUCCCUAUUGCCAAAAAUUUUGCAGUUAAGGAACGAAGAACUAAAGGUCCACUUCUCAAACCAUUUAUUUUUCCACAUAUACAAAUACGUUUACUUUUCAAGUCAGCAGAGAGAAAGUAGUCCAGGUGGAAAGUCAAAUUUAAAAUACAGAGUUUUAAUUUAUGUAACAUUUAUAAAAACUGGCACAUACUGAUAGAACAUUGACAAAACAUGUUGACAUACUUUAAAGCAGCACAAGGAAGACAAUUGCACAAGUAAUAAAUCAGUUUGAAA
Pelodiscus sinensis (Chinese soft-shelled turtle) is the source of this 3963-nucleotide messenger RNA. The record is from RefSeq and is a predicted model, not a curated record. Lineage: Eukaryota; Metazoa; Chordata; Testudines; Trionychidae.